Molecule: messenger RNA, 1155 nt
Organism: Arachis ipaensis
Lineage: Eukaryota; Viridiplantae; Streptophyta; Magnoliopsida; Fabales; Fabaceae
Source: RefSeq, a predicted model, not a curated record
AUGGCUCCGGAUGUGUCUGAUGUGGCAACUGCACUGGCAAACGAUGUCCCGUUUGAGGAACCAUCAUUCAUGCGAGUAUUGGAUUUGGAAGCCAUGCAUGUUCCGGAGUUUCCGGAUUAUAACAAUGCAGAAAUUUCUUUUCUUGCAGAUGGUGAAUUUGCCGUUGGGAUAGAAUUCAAUUCCAUGGAAGCUGUUAUUAAAGCGAUAAAAGACAUGAUCAGCCGGAAGUACUGUUGGGUUAUAAGGAGGUAUAAUGGCAGUCACACAUGUACCAGAGCCACAAUUUCUCAGGAUCAUUCAAAGCUGGAUUCGACCACGAUUGCAGAAAUAAUUAAGCCGUUGGUUGAGGCUGACCCCGCCUUAAAGGUAAAAUCAGUUAUAACAGAGGCGCAAUCGAAGUUCAACUACACUGUUAGUUAUCGGAAAGCUUGGUUGGCUAAGCAAAAGGCGGUUGAAAAAAUAUUCGGAGGUUGGGAGGCAUCGUACGAAGCGUUGCCUAUAUGGUUUGAAGCCAUGUGUCACAAGGAGCCGUCAGCUGUUUUUCAUUUUGAGACUAUGCCUGCAUACCAAGGUGACGACUUGGUGACUGAUAUUCGGGUAUUGCAUCGUGUCUUUUGGAGUUACUACCCCUGCAUUAGAGCUUUCAGACAUUGUAAGCCAGUUGUCCAGGUGGAUGGGACUCACUUAUACGGAAAGUACAAGGGUUGUCUACUAGUGGCGGUGUCACAGGAUGGUAACAACAACAUCGUCCCAAUUGCGUUUGCAAUUGUGGAGGGAGAGACUUCAGAUGCGUGGCACUUUUUUCUGAGUAACCUUCGUCAGCAUGUUGUCACUCGGGAUGGUGUGGGACUGAUAUCCGACCGUCACGAAUCCAUAAAUGCGGUUGUGGAAAGGAGUAACAGUGCUUGGUCACCUCCGAGAGCCUUUCAUAUGUUUUGCAUCAGGCAUAUAGAGUCGAAUUUUCUGAGAAAAUUCAAGGCGCCGUACUUACAGAAACUGGUCGUCAACAUAGGAUAUUCGAGGACGGUGCGGGAGUACGAGGUGCGUUACCAACGUUUACGAGAACGGGGAGAGGCAUACACUGACUGGUUAAACCGAAUCCCCGGAAACAGUACGCGUUGGCAUUUGAUGGUGGAUAUCGAUGGGGUCAUAUGA